AUGGCUCUUGUAGUGCUAAACCACCAAGUGAAAAGUUCACUGACUGAGAAUAACUUUUGUGACAACAGUUCAACAGAGGAAAAGGAGCCUCAACUUAAAAGUUAUCUUAUUUUAACUAUGCUUACCUGCUUUUGUCCUGCAUAUCCUGUCAACAUUAUUGCUUUGGUCUACUCUAUCAUGUCUAGAAACAGCUAUUACAAUGGUGACUAUGAUGGCUCAAGACGGUUGGGCAAGAAUGCUCUUUAUGUCGCCGUUGCUUCCAUCAUCAUAGGCCUACUCGUCAUCACUAUCAUCUGUACUGUGCAUUUCACCACUGUAAGACUUUAUUAA
Molecule: messenger RNA, 330 nt
Organism: Phycodurus eques (leafy seadragon)
Lineage: Eukaryota; Metazoa; Chordata; Actinopteri; Syngnathiformes; Syngnathidae
Product: transmembrane protein 233-like
Exons: 2
Coding region: 1-330 (109 amino acids)
Cellular component (GO): membrane
Source: RefSeq, a predicted model, not a curated record